This is a messenger RNA of Nanorana parkeri, 2688 nucleotides long. RefSeq names its product ralA binding protein 1 (gene RALBP1). The record is from RefSeq and is a predicted model, not a curated record. Bases 157 to 2100 code for a protein of 647 amino acids. The transcript has 10 exons. Lineage: Eukaryota; Metazoa; Chordata; Amphibia; Anura; Dicroglossidae. Gene Ontology annotation, molecular function: small GTPase binding; GTPase activator activity. Gene Ontology annotation, cellular component: membrane. Gene Ontology annotation, biological process: endocytosis; small GTPase-mediated signal transduction; positive regulation of GTPase activity.
CUGGACAAUACGCUGCUUCCUGCCUCAUACUGAGGACAGGAGGAAGAGGAAGAGAGGCUCAUACUGGUAGUACGAGGUGGAGGGGGAGACCACAGGUGCCAUGGACAGGUAACAGAGACCCUCGGUCAGUUCCUGGGGUAGACUGUCAUCAACAGAAUGACUGAGUGCUUUCUGCCUCCCACCAGUAGCCCCAGCGAACACCGCAGGGCAGAGCAUGGCGUGGGAUUGGCUCGUACACCUAGCUCUGAAGAAAUUAGCCCGACUAAAUUCCCAGGUCUAUAUCGCACUGGAGAGCCCUCGCCUCCCCAUGACAACCUCCACGAGCCUCCUGACAUAGUCUCUGAUGAUGAGAAGGAUCAUGGCAAGAAGAAAGGAAAGUUUAAGAAGAAGGAGAAAAGAACGGAAGGUUAUGCUGCCUUUCAGGAGGACAGUUCCGGUGAUGAAGCAGAAAGCCCGUCCAAAAUGAAGAGAUCCAAGGGAAUCCACGUAUUUAAGAAACCUAGCUUUUCCAAGAAGAAAGAGAAAGACUUUAAAAUAAAGGAAAAGCCUAAAGAAGAAAAGCACAAGGAAGACAAGCACAAAGAGAAGAAAUCUAAGGAUCUGACCGCCGCCGAUGUGGUAAAACAGUGGAAGGAGAAAAAGAAAAAGAAGAAACCCACGGCAGAACCAGAGCUGCCUCCUGUAGAUGUGCCCAGGCUGCGGCCAGUGUUUGGAAUCCCACUAGCUAAAGCUGCAGAACGCACCAUGAUGUGUGAUGGGAUCCGACUACCGGGAGUGUUCCGAGAGUGCAUUGAUUUCAUAGAGCAACAUGGAAUGAAAUGUGAAGGCAUCUAUAGAGUGUCAGGAAUCAAGUCAAAGGUUGAUGAGUUGAAGGCAGCCUAUGAUCGGGAGGAGUCUCCAAAUCUUGAAGACUAUGAGCCUUAUACAAUUGCCAGCCUACUGAAGCAAUACCUGCGGGAGCUACCUGAGAAUGUGCUCACCAAAGACCUGCUGCCUCGAUUUGAAGAGGCUUGUGGCAAGAGCUCUGAAGCUGAAAGGCUGCAGGAGUGUCAGCGCCUGUUAACAGAGCUGCCAGAAUGCAACCUUUACUUGAUUUCAUGGCUGAUAGUUCACAUGGACCAUGUCAUAGAGAAAGAACUUGAAACUAAAAUGAAUAUACAGAAUAUUUCUAUUGUGCUCAGUCCAACUGUUCAGAUCAGUAACCGCGUCCUAUAUGUAUUUUUUACAAACGUUCAAGAACUCUUUGGAGGCAUAGUCAUUAGGAAAGUGAUUAAACCUCUCCGUUGGUCUAAUAUGGCCACCAUGCCUGCACUGCCUGAAACACAAGAAACCAUUAAAGAAGAAAUCAGACGACAGGAAUUUCUCUUGAAUUGCUUGCACCGAGACCUUCAGGCUGGCAUUAAGGAUCUCUCUAAAGAAGAACGGCUGUGGGAGGUACAGAGGAUCUUGACGGCUCUUAAAAGGAAGUUGCGAGAAGCUAAAAGGCAGGACUGCGAAACAAAAAUUGCUCAAGAAAUUGCCAGCCUUUCUAAGGAAGAUGUUUCCAAAGAAGAAAUGACUGAAAAUGAAGAGGAGGUCCUUAAUAUACUGCUUGCACAGGAAAAUGAGAUCUUAACAGAACAAGAAGAGCUAGUGGCAAUGGAGCAGUUCCUUCGGCGUCAGAUUGCAACAGAGAAGGAAGAAAUUGACCGCCUCCGCGCAGAAAUUUCUGAAAUUCAAAGCCGCCAGCAGCCAGGCCGGAGUGAGACAGAAGAGUAUUCAUCUGAGAGUGAGAGUGAAAGUGAGGAUGAGGAGGAGCUGCAAAUCAUUCUGGAGGAUCUUCAGAGACAGAAUGAAGAGCUGGAGAUUAAGAACAACCAUUUGAACCAGGCAAUUCAUGAAGAGAGAGAGGCCAUCAUUGAGCUGCGCGUUCAACUUAGGCUGUUACAGAUGCAGCGCAUGACGUCCGAACAGCUGCAGGAGGAAGAGGAGCCAGGGAAGGCAGUCAGCAGACCCCAGCUGCAGAGGGACACUGCCUCUGAGUCCAAACCACCUAAAGACAAGACAAAGGAGCAAGUAAGACCUUCUCCAAUUAAAGAUUGGAAAGAAACGCUUAUCUGAGAGUCAUACUAAAGACGUUACCCCUUAUUAACACUUUCAGGCCAUUGCAGCGCUAUGAAACAUGCAUCGCUUUAUGGAGGAAGAGUUUGCUCGCCUUGUGGGUUCUGGCUGUCCUGGACUCGGGAUACUGACAUAGCAGAAUAAAUACUUAUUAUUUUGUACAAGAGUAAUGGUGGAAAAAAAAAAGAGAAUGUAAUUUUCUAAAAAACAAAAAAAAAACAACAAAACAAACACAGAACAUGUAAUAAGGAAAAGUGGCAAUGAAAUGAAAAUAGUGUUUUUUUGUUUUUGUUUUUUUGUGACACUUUUACUAUCCAAAAUGUAACCAGACACAACAAAAUGCUAUUAUUUAUUCCUGAGUGUCUUUGCAUCAGAGCAGCUUUAAAUAUGUAGGUUUUUUUUUCUUCUUCAUUAUACCAGGGAUGUUGUAGCUGUGAAUACACCAGUUGGAGACUACUACGAAAAAAACUUUGAUUCUAUUGACUUUACAUGGGUCCUCUGGGGUCAGACGGGCUCUCUAGUCAUGCUGAUGUGUAGGCAGCAUUUGUGUAGGUUUGGUGUGGGUGUAUAGAACCGUUGAGAUAUGUU